ACGACGAGCGAUAUUCUUCACUUCGGUGCUUGCGUGGAAGUCCCCUGGGGCUAGGAACGUGCUAUAUUGCGACGGGUUUCCAGUAUCGCAGCAACGCGCAUCUUGAUUCGAUCGGUGGCCCCUUUUGAUCCGAGCAUUCUUCCCCCCCCUACGACGGGGUAACGAGCCGUAAGGGCACAAUGCACCUCGCGUACCCGCCACGGAAAGACUCCCAUCCCGCACCCUAUCGAAGAUCGCGUUUCCCAGUAAUACGAAGAAGUCAACUGAAGACGAUAGUGUUGUUUGCAUUAGCCAUUCUCGGCUUGAUAUGGCUAUUUUCUAGUCCCAAACCUUCGGGGCCCCGUCGCAUAACAGGCAAGCCGCCAGUGGUCGUGGUCACCGUUUUUGACGACAAGUAUGACAAUACCGCAUACUCGCAACACAUCAAAGACAAUCGGAUACAGUACGCCGAGAAACAUGGAUAUGGCACAUUCAUUGCUAGAGCCAGCGACUACGACCUGGCGGGAGCACCCGAUUCUUGGUCGAAAGUCGUGGCCAUGAGGCAUGCUAUCACCAAAUUCCCCGACUGCAAAUAUGUGUGGUACCUCGAUCAGCAUGCGCUCAUUAUGAGCCCCAACUCUAGAGUAGAAGAACAUGUCAUGGGCGCCCAGAGGCUCGAAGAAAUGAUGUUGAGGGACCAUCCAGUGGUGCCGCCAGAGAGCAUCAUUAAAACGUUUUCGCACCUCAAAGCUAGCGAUGUCGACCUAGCCAUCACGCAGGACAAAGAUGGACUCGCGACAACCAGCGUGGUCCUCAGGAAUGGCGAAUGGGCCAAAUUUUUUCUCGACACUUGGUUCGAUCCCAUGUAUCGAAGUUACAACUUUCAGAAAGCAGAAACGCAUGCCUUGGAACACAUCGUUCAGUGGCAUCCCACCAUCCUUUCGAAGCUCGCGAUUGUCCCACAACGGGCCAUCAAUGCAUAUUCGACGGUGGAACACGGCGCCCAAUACAGAGACGGGGAUAUUGCCGUCGUAUUCGCCGAGUGCUCUGGCACAGGAGCCACGAGCUGCGCCAACGAGGCUGAAAAAUACUCGCAGCACUGGCGGGCAUCUUUUGGUGCGGGCCAUUAGCGCAAGCAACUUGCAAGCGAGGCGCCAAGCCGCCACGGUCCUUAAUAUCUAAUGAUAUCUGUUUGUGUCAUCAUGAAGCGAAGGGAAAAAGUCGAGCAAGGGAAUUGCUAUGUUGAUGAGGUUGGCGUUUUAUGGAUAUUACUGCAUACCCGCACCUGCCGGUUUCAUGGCUGCGUCACAUAGAUAGGAGCUGAAGCAUUUACACUGGUGUUUUUGUGUAGUUACCUGUUAGUAUUAUGUCCUUGUUUACAGGCAUGUCAUCUGUUUCUGGGGCUGGAGAUAUAGACAAUUCGUCGAAUCUGAUUUCAGUGGCCCAAUUGACUGUCAUUUGUUAAUUCUAUUUACAUGCAAGCAAGGAAUGAUCUUAGUAGGUCUACU
Molecule: messenger RNA, 1487 nt
Organism: Xylaria bambusicola
Lineage: Eukaryota; Fungi; Ascomycota; Sordariomycetes; Xylariales; Xylariaceae
Product: galactosyl transferase GMA12/MNN10 family-domain-containing protein
Exons: 3
Coding region: 180-1109 (309 amino acids)
Biological process (GO): protein N-linked glycosylation
Cellular component (GO): mannan polymerase complex; Golgi membrane
Molecular function (GO): alpha-1,6-mannosyltransferase activity
Source: RefSeq, a predicted model, not a curated record